Messenger RNA from Sordaria macrospora k-hell, 798 nucleotides. RefSeq lists its product as uncharacterized. Gene Ontology annotation, cellular component: proteasome core complex, alpha-subunit complex; nucleus; proteasome core complex. The record is from RefSeq and is a predicted model, not a curated record. NCBI's taxonomy places the organism in Eukaryota, Fungi, Ascomycota, Sordariomycetes, Sordariales, Sordariaceae. Gene Ontology annotation, biological process: proteasomal protein catabolic process; ubiquitin-dependent protein catabolic process.
AUGUUCAGGAACAACUACGACAACGACUCGGUCACAUUCUCCCCUCAAGGACGAAUUUUCCAGGUCGAAUAUGCGGCGGAAGCAGUAAAGCAGGGUUCGGUGGUGGUGGGAAUUGCUAGCAAGACACACGCCGUCCUGGUAGCGAUCAAGCGCAACGCCGAAGAACUCUCCUCGUACCAAAAGAAGCUCUUUCCCAUCGACGAACAUGUCGGCAUCGCCAUCGCCGGUCUCACCUCUGACGCGCGCGUCCUCUCCAACUUUAUGAAGCAGCAGUGCCUCGGCCACCGCCUCACGUACGGUCGUAACAUGCCCGUCCGGACUCUCGUCGACAUGAUUGGAUCCAAGGCGCAGAUCAACACGCAACACUACGGCAAGCGCCCCUACGGUGUCGGUCUUUUGGUCGCCGGGGUUGACGACCACGGCCCGCACUUGUUCGAGUUCCAGCCCAGCGGCAUGACCGAGGAGAUGGUUGCCUUCGCCAUUGGCGCCCGCAGCCAGAUGGCGCGCACAUAUCUGGAGAAGAACCUGGACGCCUUUGCCGACUGCGGCCGCGAGGAGCUGAUCCGUCACGGUCUCAAGGCGCUCAAGGAGAGCUUGGUGCAGGACCGCGAGUUGACGAUCGACAAUACCAGUGUUGCCAUUGUGGGCGUCGAGAAGCAGGAGGACGGCACGACCAAGCCGCAGCCGUUCAAGGUGUACGAUGGACAAGACGUUAGCGCGUGGAUAGAGAGUGUGGCGGAUAACGCAGAGGCUGCCCCGGCAGCUGCCGAGGGCGAGGGCAUGGACGUUGAUAGUUAG